This is a messenger RNA of Orycteropus afer afer, 688 nucleotides long. It is a transcript of the gene PACRGL, whose product is annotated as parkin coregulated like. NCBI's taxonomy places the organism in Eukaryota, Metazoa, Chordata, Mammalia, Tubulidentata, Orycteropodidae. The record is from RefSeq and is a predicted model, not a curated record.
CUACAGGAGUCAGAAAGAAGCAAUGCAGAAGUCAGAGUGUUAUGGAGGUGUACAGAUGAGAAACAGAGUAACAGGUAACUAUGAUCAAAAGACAUCAUCAAGCAUACAAAUAAAACAUCAGGCUGCAGUUCAGCGAAGCAAAUCUUCAUUGUCAACUAGUUCUCCAGAGUCUGCAAGAAAACUUCAUCCUCGACCAAGUGAUAAACUUAACCCUAAAACCAUUAACCCGUUUGGGGAUCAGCCACGAGCGCCGUCUGCUUUCGCAGCUAUUUAUUCUAAGGGCGGUAUUCCUUGCAGAUUGGUGCACGGUUCAGUGAAACACAGAUUACAGUGGGAAUGUCCUCCUGAAAAUCUUCCCUUCGAUCCUCUUCUUAUUACUUUAGCCGAGGGCCUGAGAGAGACUAAGCAUCCGUACACCUUUGUGUCGAAGGAGGGUUUCAGAGAGCUGCUUUUGGUCAAAGGUGCUUCUGACAAGGCUGUGCCCUUGCUCCCCAGACUGACUCCUGUGCUGAAGGCGGCUCUGGUCCACGCGGAUGAUGACGUGUUUGAAAGGGGACUGAAUGCUUUGAUGCAGUUAAGUGCAGUGGUUGGUCCUUCUCUAAAUGACCAUCUGAAACAUCUGCUUACAAGCGGAAGUCUCAUUGUCAUCAAGUCUAAAAUCCCGACAUACUGCUCUGUCUGCUGUUGA